AUGAUCAAGAUCACGGGCCUAAGCCAACCAGAGCAAGAACAGAGUGAACGACGCUCACAUUCACCUGCGCCGGCGACGAUCCCCCAGUCUCACUCCGUGUACCGCGACAGACGCUCCCGUUAUUAUACCAGAUUUUUUUUUCUUUUUGCGUACGAGUGCGUGUCGCCAGUAGCCGCUAGGAAUUUCAUCGUGGCCAAACCCAACUACAAAAUGGCAGCCACCCGAUGGUCAUACGUUUUCGCGUUUCUCGCAUGCGCCGCGGUCGCGUCGUGCGCGCAGGUCGAGGACCCGUGCAAGAUCAAGUCGCGUGUGGUGGCGGACGACAAAUACUGCGACAAGUAUUGGGAGUGCGAGAACGGGCAGGCCGUGCAGUACGACUGCCCCAACGGGCUGGUCUUCGCCGGCAAGCAUAGGGGCGUGACCGAAGGCUGCGACUACCCGUGGAGAUCUAACUACUGCGAAUAUCCGAAGGUUCAGAUAAACCCCCCCAUCGGGACGGAGCACUGCGACUGGCUGUACGGGAUCUUCGGCCACGAGACUUCGUGCACGAGGUACUGGACAUGCUGGAACGGGACCGCCACGGAGCAGCUGUGCAUCGGUGGGCUGCUUUACAACGAGAACGCUCACUCGUGCGACUGGCCCGAAAACGUCGACGGCUGUCAAAAGCAUCCGCUCUGCAACGAAGAUCCAAAUGGCAACGUGCCACUUGGCAAAUCCUGCAACCGCUACUGGCAGUGCCAGGGGGGAUACCCCCGCUUGCAACGCUGCCCAGCCAUGUUAGUGUUUGACAGACGAUCGCUCAGAUGCGUGGUACCGCCAACGGACGAAUGCGAAAUCAUCACAACCACCUUACCACCGCUGGAAGAAGGGCAGACCUUGAAACCAGGUCAGCAACAGAAGAGAGUCAACGAGUAUCAGGAUGGCCAGCCUGGCAGUCAACGGAUAAGGAAC
Iphiclides podalirius (scarce swallowtail) is the source of this 951-nucleotide messenger RNA. The record is from the annotation of a GenBank genome assembly. Lineage: Eukaryota; Metazoa; Arthropoda; Insecta; Lepidoptera; Papilionidae.